Mus caroli (Ryukyu mouse) is the source of this 1914-nucleotide messenger RNA. RefSeq names its product KH RNA binding domain containing, signal transduction associated 3 (gene Khdrbs3). Gene Ontology annotation, cellular component: nucleus. Gene Ontology annotation, biological process: regulation of alternative mRNA splicing, via spliceosome. Gene Ontology annotation, molecular function: mRNA binding. NCBI's taxonomy places the organism in Eukaryota, Metazoa, Chordata, Mammalia, Rodentia, Muridae. The record is from RefSeq and is a predicted model, not a curated record.
CGGCUCAGAGCGCGCGGGGUGGCGCGCGGGGCGGGUCGCGGCAGAGCAAGGCUUCUUCGCAGCCGGCGAGCAAGACUGGCCAGCGCUCCUCGGCUUCCCAGCCCGCUUCCUUCGCACAUCCCGCCGUCUUGCAGCCCGCGGCCCGCAGCGCGGUGAUCUGGGGCUCCACGGGGCCGGGCUGAGCGGCCGCCGCCCGCCCCGAGCCGCCGCCGCCGCCCGGCCGCCCGCCCGGCUUAGCCGCCGAGGCGCCUGGCGGGGUCCGCGCCGCCGGGGGCGGGCGGCUCGGGCUGCGGGGCGGCUGGCGCGCGCGCGCCGCGGGGCGGAGAAGCGGGCCCGGCGGCCGGCGAGCAUGGAGGAGAAGUACCUGCCGGAGCUGAUGGCGGAGAAGGACUCUCUGGACCCCUCCUUUACGCACGCCCUGCGCUUGGUGAACCGAGAAAUAGAAAAGUUUCAAAAGGGAGAAGGCAAGGAGGAAGAGAAGUACAUCGACGUGGUGAUAAACAAGAACAUGAAGCUGGGACAGAAGGUGCUGAUUCCUGUGAAGCAGUUUCCCAAGUUCAACUUUGUGGGGAAGCUUUUGGGUCCACGUGGCAAUUCCCUGAAGCGCUUACAAGAAGAAACGUUGACAAAAAUGUCCAUCCUUGGCAAAGGUUCCAUGAGAGACAAGGCAAAGGAGGAAGAGCUGAGGAAAAGUGGAGAAGCGAAGUACUUUCACCUCAAUGACGACCUGCACGUGCUCAUUGAAGUGUUCGCACCCCCAGCAGAAGCGUAUGCCCGGAUGGGGCACGCCUUGGAAGAGAUCAAGAAAUUCCUGAUUCCUGACUAUAAUGAUGAAAUCAGGCAAGCACAGCUCCAGGAGUUAACAUAUUUGAAUGGAGGUUCAGAAAAUGCAGAUGUCCCAGUGGUUCGAGGGAAAUCUACUUUGCGUACGAGAGGUGUAACAACACCAGCAAUAACCAGGGGAAGAGGAGGAGUCACAGCCAGGCCUGUUGCAGUUGGGGUACCACGUGGGACACCAACUCCCCGAGGAGUCCUUUCCACCCGAGGGCCAGUGAGCCGGGGAAGAGGCCUUCUCACUCCCAGAGCAAGAGGUGUCCCCCCAACCGGAUACAGACCUCCCCCGCCACCCCCAACACAGGAGACCUAUGGAGAGUAUGACUAUGACGAUGGGUACGGUACUGCCUAUGAUGAGCAGAGCUAUGACUCCUAUGACAACAGCUACAGCACCCCAGCACAAAGUGGAGCUGAUUACUAUGAUUAUGGGCAUGGACUCGGCGAGGACGCUUAUGACUCCUAUGGGCAAGAGGAAUGGACUAACUCAAGACAUAAGGCUCCUUCGGCGAGGACGGCGAAGGGCGUCUACAGAGACCAGCCAUAUGGCAGAUACUGAUUGUACUGUCUGAUGUUGUGAAAUAGCCAAUCUCCACCGUCCUGUAUACUGUUCAAAGUAAUUUUUUCUAUGACCAAUCCCUUUUUAAAUAAAUCAAAAUGCUUAAAAUCUGAAUGGAUGGAACUUAAAGCCACUUUGUUGAAGCAUCCACUUGGCAGGGAGAAGAAGGACAUGUAAAAUUUUGUUAUUUGCAGUCUGUAUAUGAAAACUAGGUUAUGAAAAGGAAAAAAAUAACUUUGAUUAACUAGUGUUAAACAAAAAGAUAGGUUUACUAAAUAUGUUAAUCCAUUCUUUAACAUAAGUCUCACCUUUCAUUUUAAAGGUUUCCAUAGAAUUUAGUUAUUUUAUCUUUCAGCCAUAUGCUAGUUUUUUUUUCUUUCUUUCUUUCUUGCCAACUUGCGUAAAAAGGGAGCCGAUUACAAGUGCAGACAAUGUGGUAUUCUUUUGUAACUGAGUCCUGAAAUGUUCUGUAGUGUUAGGCAAAGUCUCCUCUUGCUUGAUACUAAAUAAACUUUUGAAAGAAA